AUGGCAAGCAUUCAGGAAAGUCCUCCGGCGCGUGCGCCUCGAGGAGGUGUCAACUUCACCGUCGUCCCGGCUAUCGAUAGCAUUGACAGCGAGCUAGGCCUCUUAAGCAUGUCUUACGCCGACAUGUCCACCCUGUGCAGGCUCCCCAUGCCUUUGCGCAAAUUCGCGCAGCUCUGGGAGGACGGCGGCCGUCUCGAAUUCGGCGAAUACCAGCCUCGCUAUGCAAAGAUCGGUGCCGACAGGAAGAAGUACGGCACCCACUUCGGAGCUUGCGUCGACCUCCAGACCUCGUUGGAGAAUUUCGAGGAUGACAUCCACAAGGCCAUCGAAAUUGUGCCCGAAUACAUAUACUUGAUCCAUUUCAUGUACAGCAAUUGGCAACUUUACCAGCUUCAGCAAGGAACUGCGCUCAAAUACCACCCGAUCCUGCCAUACUGGGUUUCUACGGUGUUGCGGUGGGAUGACAAGGCCGGGUUUGGGCUGAGCUUGGAGACGGGAAUCACCAAGGCUCCUCCAAAGUCCGUCCGGAUCAGGGUGGCCCGGUAUAUCAAGCAUAUACUCACGGUGCUCCAACGGUCUGUCAAUGAUCCGACCGCAAUGGUCCUGCCGCCUGCUCAUCCGCGCAUUCGGGAGGGAAAAGACGACCUCACGCCCAACUUUGACAUCUCGUACUUCGUCAAUGUCCUGGACGAACAAGGUGUGCCUUGGAGGAGCUGGUAUGAGAGGAUGCUGCCAGAUGCUGCGAUCAGUCUUAACCUGGCGAACGCCUAUCCCUCGGCCGAAUACUACAGAUUCCACCUGACGCACCUUGACAAUGAGAGCAUCCUCGCAGCGGCAAAGGACAACCCUCUUAUGGCAGAGCUGGACAGCGCUCAACAAGAUUCUCAAGACACGAUUGGACUACUAGAAGACGGCUCUGUGGUCUCGCCCGACGCUUCGUUUCCAACUUCCGCCCCGCCCCGCAAAGAAAUCGAUAAUGCAGGCGAAAUCACCCAACUCGCGCGCCACGACAGCAUGCAAGCGCAGCAAAUCCUCGUCAACCUCCCCAUCGACGUCAAAUCCAUGGAAAUCAUCAACACGAUCCUCGCCGCUCAAGCCACCAACAACGCCACUGUCCCGCCUCUGGACAAAACCGUCAUCGCGUCCGGCUACAUCCAGCACGGCCUCCGCUCGCUCGAGCGCACCCCCUCCGACGCGACCAGUCCCUUGGAGCCAUACUCCCCGGCCGACGACCCCGCUGAGAAAGCCCGCAAGGUCCGCUUGCUGGUCUUAUUCCUGAAGAACUUGGUCAAGCGCAACCUUGUCCCGCCUGGUGAUUUGAAUCUUGAUAUGCAGGAGAUUUGCGUGCGCUAUGCUGCUAUCAAGGAGGUGCGCGAUUUCCGUCACUGGCUAGAGACGGGCGAGGAGUAG
Messenger RNA from Aplosporella prunicola CBS 121167, 1410 nucleotides. RefSeq lists its product as uncharacterized. The record is from RefSeq and is a predicted model, not a curated record. Lineage: Eukaryota; Fungi; Ascomycota; Dothideomycetes; Botryosphaeriales; Aplosporellaceae. Bases 1 to 1410 code for a protein of 469 amino acids. Gene Ontology annotation, cellular component: CCR4-NOT complex. The transcript is spliced from 2 exons.